AUGAACGACAAUACGCCUCAAGAUGUGCUCAUCAUGGUUACAGGCCUCAGUGGUUCAGGGAAAAGCUCUUUCAUUCAGUCUCUUGUCGCCGAUGACAACGUAGAGAUUGGACAUGACCUGCUGUCCUGCACAAGCAAAGUCAGCUUCUUUCCGCUCCAGCAUCAUAGUGGCUGCAGGGUAUUCUUGGUGGAUACACCGGGCUUUGAUGAUACAUACAAGUCAGACGGUGAAAUUCUCCAGAGUCUCGCCUUUGUCCUCGCACAAACUUACAGCCAGCGACUCUUCGUUGCUGGGGUCAUCUAUACGCACCCUAUCACCACAAUCCGACUCGGCGGUAGGGCAACUCGCAGCUUGGAGAUUCUGAAGAGGUUGUGCGGUGAACAAGCAUAUUCCCGCAUUAUCUUUAUCACAACAAUGUGGAACAUUUCCGAGAGAGAUCCAAACAUACUGCGCGAUGCGGUUAAGCGCGAAAAAGCUUUAUCGAACAGCAAGGUGGCGUGGGGAGCCCUAUGUGACAAGGGAGCAAACGUCAUGCGCUGGAAAUCGAUGCAGAACGGCUCCAGCAUGUCCAUUAUCGACCAUGUUAUCAAUACAUACUGGCGAGAAGGACCAAUUGUUCUCAGUUUACAACAACAGCUCGUCGAUGAAGGGCGAAUCUUGUCGAAAACCGACGUAGGCGUGGCUAUAAACCAAGCCAUUAGGAAUGCCCUCGCAAGCCAGCAUAAAGAGGAGCGCGAGCUGGAGGUAGAGCUCCAGAGGGGGAAAUAUGAUGUUGAAGAUCAUGAAAAUUCGCGUCAAGCCCUUUCCAAGGCACUGGAGACAGUCGAGGCACUGUUGCAAUCACAAAAGAAGCUUUUGGCCGACUUCAGGGAACUAGCAAAGCAGGAGACACCGGCAUAUGCAGAAGCAUUGAAGGAUAUUCAAACAGAUGAUGGCAAGCGGUCGACGCUCACCAAGGAAGGAAAUGAUACUGCCAUGCUUGGACAAAAAACAACACCGAAAGUGCAAGAAGGCAGCGCAAAGAACAGGAUAUCCAACAGACUCUUCAGCAACAGCCAAGAGACACUGAUCAACAUUGCUGACGAUGAAUACGGAACCAGGGUUUCAAGGAAAUAUGGUAGUAGCAGCAGCUUCAAUACUGGAAGAGCCAGUGUCAAGCAAACGGUCACGCCGUCGAGGUCUCAAGAAAGGCUCAAAAAGCGACAGGUUUUGCAGAAAAAUCUGGUUCCCCUACUUGAGAUCCUUGUGGGCAUAGGAAUUGCCGGGGCAGGCGCUGCGGUGCCGCCUAUGAUUGGACCUGGUAUCGCUGCUGUGGUUGCAGGUAUAUCAGGUCUCGACUUCUCAAGGAAGAAGGACAAGGAUGGUGAUGACGGGAUACUCGGUCGUUAUAAACGCCAGAAGAAUGAAAAGCAUGCAGACCACGACGGGGACGGAUUGGACUUUCAGGACUCGUGA
This is a messenger RNA of Pestalotiopsis fici W106-1, 1455 nucleotides long. RefSeq lists its product as uncharacterized. Gene Ontology annotation, molecular function: GTP binding. Bases 1 to 1455 code for a protein of 484 amino acids. The transcript has 2 exons. The record is from RefSeq and is a predicted model, not a curated record. Lineage: Eukaryota; Fungi; Ascomycota; Sordariomycetes; Amphisphaeriales; Sporocadaceae.